AUUCCAGUGUUCUUCUUCUUGACAGUACUGUUUGGAACAAGGUGCUACACAGGUCCUUAUAGGAACGUUGAGAAAGGUAUCCUCAUUCUCUAUAUGCUGCUGCAAGGGACUACUAUAUCAGACAUGGGUAUCCACCACCUUGACUGCCUUGCACUGGAUGGAGGAUACACGCUGCACUUGGAAGGCAUAAUAGCUGCAAGCGACACACUCACAUCAUCAAAUUUUUGCUACCCAAUCCGCAAGCGCAAGGGCAUUGAGUUGACAGAAGAGGAGAUCAGAUACAAUGCAGUGUUUGGCAGCUUUCGCUCUAAGGUCGAGAGUUACUUUGGAGAUAUGCAGACCACAUUCACAAAAUUCAGUCAUACUGUAGUGAAUAGAGUGUCUGACAAGAGUAUCUUCUCGCUACAGUACAAGCUAUGCUGCCUGCUCCUCAAUAUCAAGCGUAUGGUCGCGUUGCGCAACAUCACAACGGAGCUACAUCACAGCUUCUGGAUCCAGGAUGACUUCGAUUUCCCU
Messenger RNA from Gamsiella multidivaricata, 516 nucleotides. RefSeq lists its product as uncharacterized. The transcript is spliced from 3 exons. The annotation marks the transcript as partial. NCBI's taxonomy places the organism in Eukaryota, Fungi, Mortierellomycota, Mortierellomycetes, Mortierellales, Mortierellaceae. The record is from RefSeq and is a predicted model, not a curated record.